AUGGACGUGCAACCCUUGACGCCCUUUCCAUAUCAACCCCUCAGAUCCGAUGAGCUGAGACUGCUACUUGUCAAACCUGGCGACACUGAUUUAAUCCGUGUUGAGCUUAAAACCGUCAAAUCCCGCACAUCGCAACGGUUCUGGGCCUUGUCUUACGUCUGGGGCGCGAGAGAAAACCCCGCUACUAUCCUUCUCAACGACCAGCCAUUUAGCAUCACGAGGAAUUUAUACAAUGCUCUGUAUCAGUAUCGCCGUCAUGCAUUUCAUGGCUACAACAGUGACAAGGCAAUGAUCUGGGUAGAUGCCAUUUGUAUCAAUCAGAAUGAUCAGGUCGAAAAAUCAAUCCAAGUUCCCCGCAUGUCAGAGAUUUACGGUCACUGUGAGCGUGUGUUGGCUUGGCUGGGCCCGGUUGGCAGUGAUGAGGAACUUAAUGUUUCCAGACUGGCCGAGAGGUUGAAGCACUUCCACUCACCUGCAGAUUCUGGCAGUCAAGACCUGUCGGAAGAUGAGCGAAUCACAGCAUUCAUGCAGGCUGGACGUUCUGAUGAAAGCCCCGCAACUGAGGUUGAGUCUGUUCGGGACGCCUUAAGGUCUAUCGGCCAUCGCCCAUGGUUCCGACGGGUCUGGAUUCUUCAGGAAGCUGUCCUGGCAAAGAAACAGCCGAUCUUGCUUUGUGGGCCUCAUGAGCUGGGGUACGAGAUCUUUUUCAAGACUUGGGUAUUGAUGCUGGAUCCAUCUGAGGAUGGUCAGCUACUUUACUCAUUCAUGGCUAAGAAUCCAGUCAGGUUCAAAGCUAUCGAGCUGGUGUAUAAGAAUAUCCUACAGUCCAGAAGUGAAAUGGCCCCGGAACAAGCAAAAGGCUCUGUGAGUCAGGAAAAGCAGUGUGCUCUUGACAUAGUUAAGCUGUUGAAUGAAACAACAGAGCUGGAAGCUACGGUUGCUCAUGAUCGUUUGUAUGCUCUGAUUGGGCUCUUGGCUUGCGAUCCUCUACCCCCGGCUCUUCAGCCAGAUUACACCCAAUCUUUCGAGGAACUCUGCUACAAGUUCACAAUGUUUAUUCUUGAGCAGACCCAAGAUAUUCGUGUAUUGAAUUUAGGGACUGUCGGCAAUCUUCCAGCUGUGCCAUCAUGGACACCAGAUCUGCGAAAUAGCUGGACAGCAAGGUCCAAUUUGACACCCAGUCCUGGGAAGUGCUUCAAUGUUUCUGGGGAUGGCAGGACUCUGACCAUGCCGGCGAUUAUUCUUGGCCAAUGCGUGUCUGUUUACAAGCCCGUCACGCCUGAUACCGACACUGGUCUAGUAUCGUCAGGAGAGUUCCUGCGGUUUGACGAGGCUAUAGUCAAAGUUGCAGCAGCUAUCCGAAGAGUUACUCGCAUGGAGGUUAUGACCGAGUGGCUCAAGUUUCAUCUGUCUGACAUAUAUACCGAAGAGAGAUUAACUCAAAAUCCGAUCAUUGUGCAGAGAGUCAUGAUGGCUUAUGUGUGCAUGGUUCACAGCCAACCACUCUCCUCACUCGGCACAAGAUUCGGAACGGAAGAACAGUUGCAAGGUGCUUAUGGAAUGGUAACAGACCCCAUUUUUCAGCAGAGUAUGGUUGGGUGUAGUAAUUUUGUGCUACAAGAUGGAACAGCGGGGCAAUUGCUUCACAGUGGCGCGGUGGCAGCCGUUGGCGAUGCUGUCUGUGUAUUUCCUGGGCUUUCAACUCUUUUCCUUAUACGGAGAAGUGACGAUGGAACUUGUCGAAUCAUCGGCCAGGUGUCCAAAUGGGAGAGCAUUGGAGCAAGUUUGCCUGCUGAGCAGCUUGAAAGCUACCGUCGGUCUUUUGAAGCUGCGCAUUCAGGAAGAGAAAUUGAUAGUGUCGUUAGAAUAGUAAGUAUCGUGUGA
Messenger RNA from Fusarium subglutinans, 1884 nucleotides. RefSeq names its product het-6-heterokaryon incompatibility. The transcript has a single exon. The record is from RefSeq and is a predicted model, not a curated record. Bases 1 to 1884 code for a protein of 627 amino acids. NCBI's taxonomy places the organism in Eukaryota, Fungi, Ascomycota, Sordariomycetes, Hypocreales, Nectriaceae.